AUGGGGGACAGAAGCCCCUUCGAAACGGACAUGCUCACCCUGACCCGUUACGUUAUGGAAAAGGGGCGUCAGGCCAAAGGCACCGGGGAGCUCACACAGCUGCUGAACUCCAUGCUGACGGCCAUCAAAGCCAUCUCCUCGGCCGUGCGCAAGGCUGGCCUGGCCCACCUGUACGGAAUCGCGGGAAGCGUGAACGUGACAGGGGAUGAGGUGAAGAAACUGGACGUGUUAUCCAAUUCCCUGGUGAUCAACAUGCUCCAGUCCUCCUACAGCACCUGCGUCCUGGUCUCGGAAGAGAAUAAAGACGCACUUAUCACCGCCCAGGAGAAGAGGGGCAAAUACGUGGUCUGCUUUGACCCACUGGACGGAUCUUCGAACAUCGACUGCCUGGCCUCCAUUGGAACCAUCUUUGCCAUCUACAGAAAGACCUCAGAGGAUGAGCCUUCUGAAAAGGACGCCCUGCAGCCUGGCCGCAACAUUGUAGCCGCGGGCUAUGCACUCUAUGGAAGUGCAACACUGGUGGCUCUUUCCACUGGGCAAGGAGUGGACCUCUUCAUGCUUGACCCAGCUCUUGGUGAAUUUGUCCUGGUGGAAAAAGACGUCAAGAUUAAAAACAAAGGAAAGAUUUACAGCCUCAAUGAGGGCUAUGCCAAGUACUUUGACGCCGCCACUACAGAAUAUGUGCAGAAAAAGAAAUUUCCCGAGGAUGGCAGUGCUCCCUAUGGGGCCAGGUAUGUGGGCUCCAUGGUGGCUGACGUGCACCGCACCCUGGUCUAUGGAGGGAUCUUCCUGUACCCAGCGAACCAGAAAAAUCCGAAGGGCAAGCUCCGGCUCUUGUAUGAGUGCAAUCCUGUGGCCUACAUCAUCGAGCAGGCAGGAGGCAUGGCGACCACAGGCACCCAGCCUGUGCUGGACGUGAAGCCUGAGGCCAUUCACCAACGAGUCCCCCUCAUUCUAGGGUCCCCGGAUGACGUGCAGGAAUAUCUCACCUGUGUACAGAAAAACCAGGCAGGCAGGUAG
Molecule: messenger RNA, 1020 nt
Organism: Globicephala melas (long-finned pilot whale)
Lineage: Eukaryota; Metazoa; Chordata; Mammalia; Artiodactyla; Delphinidae
Gene: FBP2
Product: fructose-bisphosphatase 2
Biological process (GO): fructose 1,6-bisphosphate metabolic process; sucrose biosynthetic process; fructose 6-phosphate metabolic process
Cellular component (GO): cytosol; cytoplasm
Molecular function (GO): fructose 1,6-bisphosphate 1-phosphatase activity
Source: RefSeq, a predicted model, not a curated record